Molecule: messenger RNA, 582 nt
Organism: Phyllotreta striolata
Lineage: Eukaryota; Metazoa; Arthropoda; Insecta; Coleoptera; Chrysomelidae
Source: the annotation of a GenBank genome assembly
CGCGGCCACACGUUAAAGCACACGCGCACACAUUCGAUAGGAAAACAUCCCGUUUCGGAAAAUAUGUUUGUGACGCACCAUUUUUCCGUAGACGAAGUGAACAAUUUGAUCAGUGAGAGUUUCGUUAGGAUUUUCGGCAAUGUCGUCGAGCAUUUUCCCGCCGCCGCCAUCGGGAUUUUGAAAUGCCGGCCCUUCGAGGAUAUCAAUCACAUCGUGCAAGCCAUCUACGAUUUUUUGGAUUGCCUAAAACCCCACGAAAAAGAGAAGAUCUUCCAGCUGUACCCGGACCUGCUGGAGUGCGGGGUGUGCAACUCGCCGUUCAUAAUGGAAAAGGAGCAUCAGAAUGGUUACGGCAGGAUCGACUUGGAGGAGAAGCGCAGGGUGCAGGAGCUGAACGUUCGCUACAAGGACAAGUUCGGCUUUCCGUUCAUCACCACCAAAACCGACAUGAGCAAUUUGUACACGGAAAUCCUGUCGAGGGUGGAUAACAGCAAGGAGGAGGAGCUGCAGAGGGCGAUGAGAGAGGUGAAGGCGAUGGUUUACAACAGGGUGCACGAGAUCGUGCAUUGAGAGAGGAUGAUU